AUGAUGAGACCCGUGCGGGCGUCGGGCGACCUGCUAGUUAAGUAUAAAACUGUAUUUGCUUUUCAGCCCAAAUCGUAUGAAUUCGGUUACUCAGUGAAGGACGCGCAGUCAGGCAAUGACUAUGACCGUAAAGAGAGCUCGGAUGGGAAUGUGGUGCGUGGUGAAUACCGUGUUCAUCUCCCUGAUGGACGGACGCAGAUUGUGACAUACCACGCAGACUGGCAGACCGGUUUCCACGCCGACGUGAGGUAUGAAGGCCAAGCGAAAUACCCGGAGCCUACAACUUACAACAAUAAGCAAGGAGGAUACAACUACAAUGCGCCAACCCCAAGCGACUUUAGUGGUUCGUUAACCGGUUUCCAUGGCAACCAAGGUUAUAAACCAACAACUGCUUACGGAACUCCCAGUUACCAUUGA
Spodoptera exigua (beet armyworm) is the source of this 417-nucleotide messenger RNA. Lineage: Eukaryota; Metazoa; Arthropoda; Insecta; Lepidoptera; Noctuidae. The record is from the annotation of a GenBank genome assembly.